Molecule: messenger RNA, 901 nt
Organism: Tarenaya hassleriana
Lineage: Eukaryota; Viridiplantae; Streptophyta; Magnoliopsida; Brassicales; Cleomaceae
Product: transmembrane protein 18-like
Exons: 4
Coding region: 178-669 (163 amino acids)
Cellular component (GO): nuclear membrane
Source: RefSeq, a predicted model, not a curated record
UAGUUUCUGGCAACUUCGGGAUCACUAUGCGCAAAACACUUAUAAAUCUUGGUACACGGCGAGAACGCUGAGAAUCAAGAAGAGGAAGUGACAGAAGUGGUUGUAAGCUGUGUUUUUUUUUUUUGUUAAUUGUUGGAGCGUUUUGGAUCUGAUUUAGUGGGUAAUUUUGGGGGGAGAAUGGAGGAUUUGAGAUUGGCAAUGGAGCAGCACAUGGAUCUAAUGGCGGAUCUGGUUCAGAAGAUGUCUGGCGAGAUUCGAUCCGGUCUCCGACCUGCUUAUGAGAACUUCAUGGGUUUCUACCACGCAAUCGAUUGGAAGGAACCUUGGAUUAUGGGGUUACUGGCUUUUCACGUUGUGUUGCUACUCGUAACUCUUCUCUCUAGAAAGCAUCUCAACUUCCAUAUGUGCUUGUUCUUAUUGGCAUUGGCUGGAGUAUAUUUCGCCGAGGGCCUCAAUGGGUUCUUGGGCAAGAACUGGAAGAGCUUUUCAACUCAGAACUACUUCGAUCCACAUGGAGUCUUCCUCUCGGUUCUCUGGUCAGGACCCCUUCUCGUCCUCGCCAUGAUCAUCUUGAUAAACACGCUCUUUUCGCUUUGCUACCUCAUUGUGAAGUGGAAAAGAGCCGAGCUCAGGCACCGUGCAAGGCUUGCAAGUACCAAGCAGGAUUAGAUCGGUGCUUCUAUCACUCUUUUGUUACUGACAAGACCCAUUUUCACAGUAUCUGUAAACAACAUGUCUUGUGUUUCGUGAAGGUAGUGGAUGUCUUGUAACAAGUUGAAAUGUGGCCCUUUCCUUUGAGGGAGUUUUGUUUUUGGUGUUCCAGCCUUGCCUGGGUAAUGAAUGCUCUCUUAUAAGCUAUGCAUUUGAUGGUAAAAAAAUCGUAAAGUAUAGAUUCUGUUAA